GGUGUACCCGCUGGUUGCAGUUACUGUGUUUACAUGGAAGUGACCGUUGGUAGCAGAGGUGGAAUAUAAAAAGGACCUGUGCGAGUGCGGUAAGAUGUCUGACAAAGAAGAUAAAUCUAUGUCCCAAGAGGAUCUGCGUAAAAGGCUGUACCAGAUGUUUAAAAACAAAGGGGUUUUGGACUCCCUCAAGACACAACUCAGAAGCCAUCUCAUUCAUGAGCUGAAACAUCGAUCUGACGGCGGAGAGCCAGCCCAUAUGUCCAAAGAGCACCAAGCAGAGUAUCUCCUGCUCAGGGCUUCCAAUAGCCUGAUAGCCGAUCACUUAGAGAGAUGUGGCUAUGACUACUCGCUCUCUGUCUUUUACUCGGAGUGUGGUCUGGAAAAAGACAAGGUCUUCACUGCGGGCGACUUACUGCAGCUGAUGAAGAUAAAUCCCAAAUCAAAACUGCAUUGGUCUCUGCAGACAUCAAGCAGUCAAAAUAAAAAUGGAAAAGGUUUCCUGUUCCAGAUGUUAACGGAGAUGACAGAUUACCAUCUACACAAGGAAAGCAAAGAUGCCGACAGCCAAACAGCGGUGACCUCCUAUAAGGAGUCUCUUGUUGAGAAACUUCAGUUUGUUGAUGAACAGUUUGAAGAAAUGUAUCCCAAAGGUGGAAAGUUUGAGUCUCUGGAAAUGAGACUUUCGGAAUAUCGGAGGGAAAUGGAGGCACAGCUCCGGGCCGAGAUGGCCCGUGAGCUGCAACAUUUUAAAGAUGUUGAAAUCGCAAAAAUUAGGAUGGAGGAAAGAGAAAAAUCCCAGAAAGAGAUAUCCGACUUCCGACGGGAACUGGAGAACGCGUACCAGUUAAAGACAGAAUGUUUAGCAUCACGGGAGAAAAAUGCUAUUGAACGACUUCAAAGACAACAGGAGAUAGACGCAAAAGAAUUUUAUUCCCAGAGGCAGGUCCUGCUGAAAGAUAUUGAGCUGGUACGGAGCCGUGAAAACGACCUUCGCCAAAGGAUGGAAGCCUUCGAAAUGGCUCAAAAGCUUCACGAGGAGAAAACCAGAAGUGUCGAUGAUAUGCUCAGAAAGAGGGAGCUGGAAGUUAAAAAUAUUGAGGACACAUUUGAACAGAAAGUGAAAAGUGAAGUUUUCAGGCACCAGAUUAUUUUAAAAGAAGAGUAUUUGAAAAGAACCCAGAAAGUCAGUGAAGAUGAAAGAAGGAAUAAAGAGGAAGCUGCACGGUUACAGCAAGAAGCCAUGACACUCCACGAGAAGAAGCAAGAACUGGAGAAAGCAAUUUCUAAAAGACAGGAGCUAGAGAUAGAGGCGGAUACGCUGAAGGUCCAGCUGUCCCUGCUAACCAGACAGAAUGAGUAUUUGACUGAAAAACUCAAGGAGACUGUUGACUAUCCGUUGAUACAAGAGGAGAAAAUGGAAUUUCAAACACAAGCCAAGUUACUCAAGCAACAACUAGACGAACUGCGCAAGGAAAAUCAACUCCUGAGAGAAAACGCCUUAAACCCAGCUGCAGAUUGUGCGUCUCUCAAGCAUGAACUAAAAAUACUGGAAAAUGCUCGGAAACUGGACCUGGAAGAGUAUAAAACGCAAAAGGAAAGGUUGGAAAAGCGGCUCCAAAGAGAGGUUGAACAAUGCGCAGAAUUGAAGGUGCAGUUGUUAAACAGCGAAGAUUGCGUGAAACGAUUAAAUGCUGAAGUGGAGCUACUGGAAUUACAGCUACGGCGGUCAUGGCAGGCUUUUGAAAAGGACGUCUAUUGCUACCCCAAGCCUUCCAUGAUCGAUCAUUCUUUGCUAGAUGUGUCUCCUUACAUUCAUGCUGAUAAAGGUGUCUUCAAAAGCCAGCUUGUCUUAGAUCCCACUGUUGAAAGAAGUGGCAUCUCCUGUUCAUAUCAGCACCAUUCUGCACCGACCUGCAGCACGUCAUCAGACUCAGACAUCCAGUUUGUGGCCAAAACCAAGACCAUGAUCAACGAAAUGGAAAAAGAUGACGAAUACUUAAAACGGGCUCUCUGUAACUACAGGGAGAAGCUCAUCCAAGCAGCUGAUGUUGACAGCAUCCUUUACUCUGUUCCAGUGACAAGAGGACAAUUAAAUACUGUAUCAACUACAUCAUCGAAUAGGGUCAACUUUUUAGAUAGUAGCAUUAUCCCCCAACAGCAUAUUCAUGUGACCAGACUCAAACCACAGAUUUAUGAAAGAGUAACAGAGGGAGACAGGAGUCAAGCAAGUUCAAACAUAUCUUCUGCGAGAAGACUUUCCUCCACUCCAAUAUCCAAACCUGCUCAAAACGUUAAAAGGAAAAAGGAAAAGAUUUCAACAGAAGAUCACAAUGGUUCAUACAUUUCAUCAUCUCAUCACAGCCCUAAUGAGCGCAUUUCACCUAUCCCAAAAAUAAACCAGUUUCCUUCGCCUGAACAUGAUGUCGCUCCUCUUGCUUCAGAAGUAGACAAAGAGUUGGUGUCCAGUGUCCAUCAGCCAGUUGCUGAUCCUCCUAGACCAGCUGGCAAUUCAGAGCCACGGAGUUACUCAGAUUCUUCUCUACAAGGCCAAGAAGACAUACCAGAACAGCUAGAAUGUGACACCUCUCAUGCAUCAGAGGACUUGGUCAGUGACAACGUCGGCGCUAACGUGCCCCCAACAGCUACUCCGCAGUUUGACUCCUUGCUCAGUAAGCACAUGAGCGAAGAAUCAUUGAAACAGAACGAUUCAGCAGCAGAAAGAAUUAAGGAAACGGAUGCAAAAAAAGAUUUUGGGGAGCAGAAGAGUGAAGAUCAUUCCUUGCUGAAUGAAAUUGACACAAAGGAGAAUUUGACAAUGGUGCCCAAAGUGUCUGACGCAGAACGAGAAAAGGCAGAGGAAAACCUGAGGCCAGAUGAGCUGGGAGAGGGUGCUAAAACGAGCGUCAAUCCCAUGGACAAGUACAUGCAAAUGUUAUUACAAAGCAAGGCAGAGGAGCAAUCUGAGAAGGUUGUUAAAGAGUCUGUGGAAGACAUUUCUUUGGAAGAAAAAAUAUCUAACGCAAGUAUAACAGCUCUCUCUCAUGGAGAAGCAGAUGAUGACUUCUGGUAAACAAUCACUUCCUCUUCACAAGACUUAUCCAAGAGUUCCGAUUAUUUGUGUGACCAGCACAGCCUGUUUUUUAUUUGAUGUGGAAAUUCUGUUACAGACAGAUUAUCCCAGAACACGCUCCAUUUCCUGUGUUCCAAGAUUUUUAACCAUUUUUUUUUUUAAAUUAAAUUAUAUAUUUUGUAUCUUAAAUCAAAAGGAGUUUUAUGAGAAGUGAACAGUGGAGGAUGUGUCUAAUAAACAAAAUAAAACCCUGCACUUCUAAA
Spea bombifrons (plains spadefoot toad) is the source of this 3333-nucleotide messenger RNA. RefSeq names its product OFD1 centriole and centriolar satellite protein (gene OFD1). Lineage: Eukaryota; Metazoa; Chordata; Amphibia; Anura; Pelobatidae. Gene Ontology annotation, molecular function: protein binding. Gene Ontology annotation, cellular component: ciliary basal body; centrosome. The record is from RefSeq and is a predicted model, not a curated record. Bases 95 to 3070 code for a protein of 991 amino acids. Gene Ontology annotation, biological process: epithelial cilium movement involved in determination of left/right asymmetry. The transcript has 23 exons.